This is a messenger RNA of Laetiporus sulphureus 93-53, 1147 nucleotides long. RefSeq names its product acid protease. Bases 134 to 1147 code for a protein of 337 amino acids. NCBI's taxonomy places the organism in Eukaryota, Fungi, Basidiomycota, Agaricomycetes, Polyporales, Laetiporaceae. The record is from RefSeq and is a predicted model, not a curated record. Gene Ontology annotation, molecular function: aspartic-type endopeptidase activity. The transcript is spliced from 10 exons. Gene Ontology annotation, biological process: proteolysis.
AAUUUUUCAUUACAUACGCUAAGCAACCGCACCUCGACGGGAAGUACACCAUCUUCGGCAAGGUUUGCUAUUCCAUCGGUGCCGCUGGCUAUGAUUUUGGCUCACACGUUCACUCCGCUUCCACUCUUCCCUGAUGCAGGUGAUCGACAGCGCAGAUACCACCCUUGAUGCAAUGGAGCGCGCUCCGGUCAACGCGAAGAACAGGCCACCCACGGAGGUCAAGUUCAUAGUGGUGCUGCGGGGGGGCGGUGAGGCGACGACCAUUCCGGCGACGAACCUUGCGUACAUGCAGUGCACGGCGUCGAUUGGUGUUGGCAACCCCGCGACGUACUACGACCUCGUCGUUGACACGGCCAGCUCGAAUACGAUCAGGAAGACGUAUAUCCGUACGAGCAUGAGUAUCCCCACUGGACAGGAAGUCAAUGUCAUGUACCCCUCGGGUUUCUUCUCGGAAUAUGAAUAUGUUGACCAGGUGACUAUCGCUUCUGGACUCGUCAUCAAGAACCAGUCCAUCAGUGACACGCUCGAGUACGCUGACUUUGAAGGUGUAGAUGGGAUCAUCGGGGUCGGCCCUAUGGACCUCACUCUCGAUACUCUCUACCCGGGUGUCAAUGCAGAAAUCUGGACGGUGAUGAACAAUGCAUACGAGCAAGGACUCAUCUUGGAGCAGCUCCUCGGCGUGUCAUUUGCACCGGCGGACAGCUACAGCGACACCAAUGGAGCAUUGACAUUUGGAGGUAUUGAUUCGUCUCUGUACACUGGAGAGAUUACGUAUACUCCCGUCACGACAACGCAUCUAAUCUACAUCGCCGACAAUUUCCACUCCACCCACCAGAACACGAUUCCUGGCACGUACUACGACAACACAGGCCUGAUCAUCAUCCCAGAGUCGUCGGUCACGAGCAUGCAGAACUUCGACUUUGAGAUCGUUGGGACGACCUUCACACUCGACGCCGAGGCGCAGCGGCUCCCGCGCGACCAGAACCUCGCACGGGGCGUGGAGCCCGGAUUGCACUAUGGGUAUAUUAGCCCGAUCGGCUCUCCCAGCGGUGAAGGUCUGGACUUCAUCAUUGGGCAGAAGUUCAUGGGAAGGUACUAUGCGUCCUUUGACAUGGACAAUCAGCUUGUUGGCUUUCCAUAUACGUGA